This is a messenger RNA of Canariomyces notabilis, 1446 nucleotides long. RefSeq names its product carbonic anhydrase. Gene Ontology annotation, molecular function: carbonate dehydratase activity; zinc ion binding. The transcript has a single exon. Bases 235 to 1089 code for a protein of 284 amino acids. Gene Ontology annotation, cellular component: cytoplasm. NCBI's taxonomy places the organism in Eukaryota, Fungi, Ascomycota, Sordariomycetes, Sordariales, Chaetomiaceae. The record is from RefSeq and is a predicted model, not a curated record. Gene Ontology annotation, biological process: cellular response to oxidative stress; carbon utilization; cellular response to carbon dioxide.
AUGUUUACAAGCUUGAGCUGGUAUUGUAGCGUGAGCCUUAAACGCUCUGGGGUUCUAAACCUGGAGUGUGUCCGGGUUAUGGUAUGUACUGAGGUAGUCGGUCGAAUUUCUUAGCGCGCCUUGAUCCCAUUUACGUCAGGAAUCUUUGACUCCGCGGACGACUGGUGAAUCCACCCAACAUUCCUUACCUUUCAUGUAUCUACCUUAUCUACCAAGUUGAAGAAGGGGCCGGCCAUGCUCAGCGCACGUGUCGGAGGUCCGAUAUUGCUGCGGUCCCUCUCUCGACGCACAAUUCCGAGAUCGCUACCACCAGCACCAAAACUCCAGAUCCAGCCCCUGACGCGAGCCAUCUCUUCUUCAAGUUCCUCGCCCGCCUCUUCCUCCCAACAACGCAGCAUACGGAGCAACGACUGGCGCGCCAUGGCCGAACAGGACAUCACCAAAUACCUGCGCCAGACGCAUGACAGCGUCUUCGAGAAAAACCGCGCCUGGGCCGCCGAAAAGAAGGCCAAAGACCCAGAGUUCUUUGCCAACCUCUCGGCGGGGCAGAACCCGGAAUACCUCUGGAUCGGAUGCAGCGACUCGCGCAUCCCCGCCGAGCAGAUUACGGGGCUCGAGCCCGGCGACGCCUUUGUGCACCGCAACAUUGCCAACCUGGUGUGCAACACGGACCUGAACGCCAUGAGCGUCAUCACCUACGCCGUGGAGCACCUCAAGGUCAAGCACAUUGUCGUCUGCGGCCACUACGGCUGCGGAGGCGUCAAGGCCGCCAUGACGGCCAAGGACCUGGGCAUCCUCAACCCCUGGUUGCGCAACAUCCGCGACGUCUACCGGCUGCACGAGAAGGAGCUCGACGCCAUCCAGGACGAGGAAGCGCGCUACAACCGCCUGGUUGAGCUCAACGUCGUCGAGCAAUGCCGCAACGUGAUCAAGACGGCGUGCGUGCAGCAGUCGUUCGCUCGGAACAAGUUCCCUGUCGUGCAUGGUUGGGUGUUUGGGUUCCAGGAUGGGCUGCUGAAAGACCUGAAGAUUGAUUUUGAAGGCAUCCUGCGGGAUAUCCAAAAGAUUUACAACUUGACGGAGAACUGAUGGCACAAAGCGAAUUUGCAUUAUCAAAAGUGCAAAUCAUUUGUAUGUAUGUAGCUUAGGCAACAACAGCUUGAGCUUCUUGACUGUUGGAACCGUCCACAAGACACCAAAGCAACAGAAAUUUCUCGAUGCAACGGUGCCAUUGGGUCUUGAUUCUUGAGCGAUGAGCGUCAUGAGACAGUCAGGUAGGUAGCGUAAGGCACAAGUACGGUGAUCCGAUGACGGCUCAGCGAUGAAGGGCUAUUGGUUGGAUUUGCAAACCCCUCACAAAUGGUGAUUGAUCGAAUUCCAUUUGUUUCCCAUCCGGAGCUGCAUCUGAAAAGCGAGAUUCCCACCGGUAUCUGUGCCCGGGUAGGG